This is a messenger RNA of Lizanozyma spartinae, 894 nucleotides long. It is a transcript of the gene ERV29, whose product is annotated as Erv29p. Gene Ontology annotation, biological process: Golgi organization. The transcript has 2 exons. NCBI's taxonomy places the organism in Eukaryota, Fungi, Ascomycota, Pichiomycetes, Serinales, Debaryomycetaceae. The coding region runs from base 1 to 894 and encodes 297 amino acids. The record is from RefSeq and is a predicted model, not a curated record. Gene Ontology annotation, cellular component: endoplasmic reticulum; endoplasmic reticulum-Golgi intermediate compartment; membrane.
AUGUCUGGGUUCGCGCCACCACCACCACCAAUUUCAUCAGCAUCAUCAACUUCUCCAGGAGAUGCCAACAUUUUGGAACGAUUUGAAGCCGUGGCUAAGAAAGUGGAAGAUGCCAUUGAUACAUAUUGUCUGCCAUUAAAGCCUUAUGUUCCUGGAAUUGGCAGAGCAUUCAUAGUGGCCACGUUCUAUGAAGAUUCUCUUCGAAUCAUUAGUCAAUGGGCUGAACAAGUGUAUUAUUUGCAUAAUUACAAACACCGGUGGAGAUGGUUGACGGUAUUGUUUUUGUCAUUGAAUGUUCUUUUGAUGCUGGUUGCUUCCUCACUUUUAGUGGUUAGAAAAUUAACCAAUGUAUCAACUUCAGUCUUGGUUGGUGUCGUGGUGUUCCAAGGGCUCUUCUAUGGGUUGAUCUUGGACCCUCAAUUCUUAUUGAGGAAUUUGUCAGUUGUGGGGGGAUUGAUUUUGGCAUAUUCUGAUUCCAUAGUUAGAGACAUUAGAAAGCUUUCAAUUGCUGGGAUCCCUCAAUUACAAAAUCAAGAUAAUAAGAAAUACUUUUUACUUGCUGGUCGUUUGUUAUUGAUUGCCUUAUUCACCGGGUUUGCAUUUUCAGCCAAGUUUUCCUUUGGUAGAUUGCUUAUCAUUGUUGUUGGUUUGAUCAGUUGUGCUUCAAUAGUGGUUGGCUACAAGACAAAGUUUGCUGCUUUUGUGCUUACAGUUCUUUUGUUCACUUACAAUAUGUUUGUCAAUCAAUUUUGGAACUAUUCAAGUCACGAUCCCAACAGAGACUAUUUGAGAUAUGAGUUCUUUCAAACUUUGUCCAUUGUUGGGGGUUUGCUUUUGAUUGUCAAUGCAGGCGCUGGAGAAUUAUCCUUUGAUGAGAAGAAGAAGAUCUACUAG